Ipomoea nil (Japanese morning glory) is the source of this 990-nucleotide messenger RNA. RefSeq names its product probable 3-beta-hydroxysteroid-Delta(8),Delta(7)-isomerase. Gene Ontology annotation, molecular function: C-8 sterol isomerase activity; cholestenol delta-isomerase activity; steroid Delta-isomerase activity. The record is from RefSeq and is a predicted model, not a curated record. NCBI's taxonomy places the organism in Eukaryota, Viridiplantae, Streptophyta, Magnoliopsida, Solanales, Convolvulaceae. Bases 171 to 839 code for a protein of 222 amino acids. Gene Ontology annotation, biological process: sterol biosynthetic process. The transcript has 5 exons. Gene Ontology annotation, cellular component: membrane; endoplasmic reticulum.
AUCUAUUAGCUGGGCGUGGGAGUCUAUUUCCCUCUCCUCACUGUCUCAGAUUUCAAACUUGAGUCCAUUGCAGCUUUCAGAUUUCAGAUCUCAGUCCAUCGGACUCCUCACUAAUCCGGUUUGCUUCUGCUCAUAUAUAUCAAGGCAGCUACAGGUGGAGUUUGACACCGAUGGAAAUGCAGGAAGGAGGUCACCCAUACGUUCCUAGAGACCUAAAAUUGCCUGGGUUUGUGCCUUGUUUCCUCACACAAUUGGACAUUGUUGGUGUGUAUGGAGGUGUUUCUACACUGGUUGUUGCAUUCAUGUGGAUCUUCUCUGGGCGGUUCCCUAAAAUAUCAAAGGGCGACAGGUUGCUCAUGUGCUGGUGGAUAUUCACUGGCCUUACACACAUGAUCCUUGAGGGCUACUUUGUUUUCUCUCCUAAUUUCUACAAGGAAAAGACUCCCGUUUACCUUGCAGAAGUUUGGAAGGAGUACAGCAAGGGAGAUUCUCGGUAUGCAGCACGUGAUUCUGCUGUUAUUUCAGUUGAAGGAAUCACAGCCGUUCUAGAGGGACCAGCAUGUCUUCUUGCAGUGUAUGCUAUAGCUACAAAGAAGUCGUAUAGGUAUAUACUACAGGUGGCUAUUUCUUUGGGCCAGCUCUAUGGUACUGCUGUAUAUUUCAUUACAGCUGUCUUGGAGGGUGAUAAUUUUGCUGUAAGCCCCUUUUAUUACUUCUGGUACUAUGUCUUUGCAAAUUCCUUCUGGGUCUGGAUACCCACAAUCAUAAUCGUCCGUUGCUGGAGGAGAAUUAGUUCUGCUGUCCAGAUACAAGACCAGACAAAGACCAAGACUCGCUGAGGCCAUCUUUUCAUUUGUUGUGGUACUGAAUUUAUUUGAGUUUUGUGGGAACAAUACAGGCUGUUGGGACUCAUUUCUUUAGAGAUAGAACUGUAAUGCCCUGGUAAUAGUGAUAUAUUUAAAAGGAACUUUUGGAUUCGUUUUGGCUUCA